Molecule: messenger RNA, 141 nt
Organism: Silurus meridionalis
Lineage: Eukaryota; Metazoa; Chordata; Actinopteri; Siluriformes; Siluridae
Product: leucine-rich repeat extensin-like protein 3
Exons: 3
Source: RefSeq, a predicted model, not a curated record
CUACCCCCACCUCAUCUAUCACCCUCACCUCAUCUAUCACCCUCACCUCAUCUACCCCUCACCACCACCUCACCUCAUCUACCCCUCACCUCAUCUACCACCCCCACCUCAUCUACCACCCUCCUGAUUACCAUCUGCUAA